Messenger RNA from Abrus precatorius (Indian licorice), 2174 nucleotides. RefSeq names its product 26S proteasome non-ATPase regulatory subunit 11 homolog. The record is from RefSeq and is a predicted model, not a curated record. Bases 407 to 1840 code for a protein of 477 amino acids. Gene Ontology annotation, cellular component: proteasome regulatory particle, lid subcomplex. The transcript is spliced from 2 exons. Gene Ontology annotation, biological process: ubiquitin-dependent protein catabolic process. Lineage: Eukaryota; Viridiplantae; Streptophyta; Magnoliopsida; Fabales; Fabaceae. Gene Ontology annotation, molecular function: protein binding; structural molecule activity.
GACCCCCUUCCAUGCUAGUUCAACUUCAAACUUAUACCAAAGCAUUCCUUACAUAUUUUUCUUUUUCUGCUUUAAGUCUGAAUUAAAAUAAUCUUUUCAAUGUCUUGUCAUUUUGAUUAAUUUCAUUGGCUUAUGGUUAAUUGUGAUUCCUUUUUUCAUAAUCAUGUUAUUCUUAGUUUUUUUUUUUUUUUUUUGGGGGGGGGGGAUGACAGAAGGUGGUUGGAGACUUAAUGGGAUAAGAGUAUCAAUCCUGGCAAUUUUAAAGUGAAGGGGUGAUGGGCACUUGUGAUUGAGUAGAUUAUAUUCAUAUUUUUAUAAUAAGGAAAUUAUUAUAUUCUUCAACAUGCACGGUGCUGCAAAGUGCUAUUUUAUGUCUCAUUUAAGCCGUUUAUGAUUAGUGUUGUCAAUGAUGUCUUCCUCCAUACCAGAAUUGCUUAGCAGCUUCAGUCUGAUAGCACUUAGGUUUCCAUUUAUUAUAAUUAAAUGGUGUCUGCUAAACAAAAAUGGCAUGCUUUUGCUUAUGUUGGCCAAUGAGAUUGUGAUACCAAGAGGAGUUUUCAAAACAGGAACCAUGUCUUCGUCUUAUCUUCCUGCUACAACUGAGUCACUUGCUUUGGCAAUGGAGGCCAAAGACCCAUCUGAGGCCAUCUCUAUUCUUUAUAGUGUACUUGAUGAUCCUUCAUCAUCCCCAGAAGCUCUGCGCAUGAAGGAACAAGCCAUCACAAACCUCACUGACCUUCUCAGGCAAGAGAAUAGGGGAGAGGAUCUGCGCAGCCUUCUCACUCAGUUGAGGCCAUUUUUCUCCUUGAUACCUAAAGCAAAAACCGCUAAGAUUGUCAGAGGAAUAAUUGACUCAGUUGCUAAAAUACCAGGGACAUCUGAUCUACAAAUUGCACUCUGCAAAGAAAUGGUGCUGUGGACUCGUGCUGAAAAACGUACCUUUCUGAGACAGAGAGUUGAGGCAAGGCUUGCUGCGCUUCUGAUGGAAAAUAAGGAGUAUUCAGAAGCAUUGACUCUUCUUUCAGGCUUGGUCAAAGAGGUUAGAAGAUUAGAUGAUAAGCUUCUUCUUGUAGACAUAGACUUACUGGAAAGCAAGCUACACUUCUCAUUGAGAAACCUUCCAAAGGCAAAGGCUGCCCUCACGGCUGCAAGAACAGCUGCAAAUGCCAUUUAUGUGCCUCCAGCUCAACAAGGUGCCAUAGAUCUGCAGAGUGGAAUUCUUCAUGCUGAGGAGAAGGAUUAUAAAACUGCUUAUAGCUAUUUCUUUGAAGCUUUUGAAUCUUUCAAUGCACUUGAAGAUCCCAAGGCUGUUUUUAGCCUGAAAUAUAUGUUAUUGUGUAAGAUCAUGGUGAGUCAAGCUGACGACGUUGGUGGAAUUAUUUCUUCUAAAGCAGGCCUGCAAUAUGUUGGGCCUGACUUGGAUGCUAUGAAAGCUGUUGCUGACGCACACUCUAAGCGGUCCCUCAAGUUGUUUGAAAUUGCUUUGCGGGACUAUAAGGCCCAGUUGGAGGAAGACCCAAUUGUCCACAGGCACCUGUCAUCUCUGUAUGAUACCCUUCUGGAACAGAAUCUUUGCAGAUUGAUUGAGCCUUUCUCAAGGGUUGAGAUUUCACAUAUUGCUGAGCUUAUUGAACUUCCCAUUGAUCACGUGGAGCGGAAGUUGUCUCAGAUGAUUUUGGACAAGAAGUUUGCUGGAACAUUGGAUCAAGGUGCUGGAUGCCUCGUCAUAUUUGACGAUCCCAAGACUGAUGCAAUAUAUCCUGCAACUUUAGAGACCAUUUCCAACAUUGGGAAAGUCGUGGACAGUCUUUAUGUUAGGUCUGCCAAGAUAAUGGCAUGAGCUCUCUUGUUAUUGUACUCCGAUGCCGCAUUACUUGUUGCUGUUUUCAUUGUAAUGGUGACUAGCUUAUCAUUUAUUUUGUUUCUUUCGUUAAACUCAGUUGUGGGAAACCUCCUCUGGUGGUGUUAUAUCAUAAGAAUACGUGUGUGAUACUAGAUUUAAUCAUCUUGUCUUUUAGGACUGAUGGCAUUGUUUUCAGCAUCUUCAGGCAUUAGGUUGGUCCCAUGCAACAAACUGCAGUAAAUUGAGAAUUAGGUUUGCAGUCACAAAUACUGUGCGUGAAAAUAUUACAUAAUUAUUGUUAUUUUUCGAUUGUUGAGUAAUUUACAAGCGU